GCGUCCGGCGCGCCCUUCAUUGAAGCGGCGGUGGCCGGGCUGGGCGCCGGGAGUGGGAAGCGGCGGCGCGGCUGGAAAAUGCCAGUCCACUCCCGAGGGGAUAAGAAGGAGACGAACCAUCACGAUGAGAUGGAGGUGGACUACGCCGAAAACGAGGGGAGCAGCUCGGAGGACGAGGACACGGAGAGCUCGUCGGUCUCCGAGGAUGGAGACAGCUCAGAAAUGGAUGAUGAAGACUGUGAAAGAAGAAGAAUGGAAUGUUUAGAUGAAAUGUCCAAUCUUGAAAAACAGUUCACCGAUCUCAAGGAUCAACUUUAUAAAGAACGAUUAAGUCAGGUGGAUGCAAAACUACAAGAAGUCAUAGCUGGAAAAGCACCAGAAUAUUUGGAACCACUGGCAACUUUACAAGAAAAUAUGCAAAUUCGUACAAAGGUAGCAGGAAUCUAUAGAGAGCUCUGCCUAGAAUCUGUAAAGAACAAAUAUGAAUGUGAAAUUCAAGCUUCUCGCCAGCAUUGUGAGGUUCAUUUUUUACUGCUUGAAGAACAUCCUAUGUGUUCUUUCACUGAGAGUCUCUUAGUGAGUGAAAAGCUUUUGUUAUAUGAUACAGUGCAGAGUGAACUGGAGGAGAAGAUAAGGAGGCUGGAGGAGGACAGGCACAGCAUUGAUAUCACCUCAGAGCUGUGGAAUGAUGAGCUCCAGUCAAGAAAAAAGAGGAAGGAUCCUUUCAGUCCUGACAAGAAGAAGCCAGUUGUGGUUUCAGGUCCAUAUAUAGUUUAUAUGCUACAAGAUCUUGAUAUUCUUGAAGACUGGACAACAAUUAGGAAGGCAAUGGCUACAUUGGGUCCACACAGAGUAAAAACAGAACUUUUUGAACUGAUCCCUUUAGCACCUGUGAAACUGGAAAAACAUCUACACAGUGCUAGAUCUGAAGAGGGAAGAUUGUAUUAUGAUGGUGAAUGGUAUAUACGUGGACAAACGAUAUGUAUUGAUAAAAAGGAUGAAUGUCCUACAAGUGCCGUAAUUACAACAAUUAACCAUGAUGAAGUUUGGUUUAAGAGGCCUGAUGGAAGCAAAUCUAAGCUUUACAUUUCACAGCUACAGAAAGGAAAAUAUUCAAUUAAACAUUCAUAAUCAUGAUUUAAGUGUUAUCUAAAGCUACCUUUUUAGUGUUACCGAGUGUGAUGUGCCAUGGGAGUAAAAGACGUAUUCAAUAACUUAAUAUUCUCGUUGACUCGUGAGAGACUGUGUAUUUGUAGGUAGUGCUCUAAGUAGACCUCAUGUUGAUAUGUUAUUAAGAGACAGUAAUAAAAGUUUAAUCAUGAUCAUUGCAUUUAUUUGCCUUUUAGGUCCAAUGACCAAUAGGUAUAUAUGGUAGGGGUUUCUUACUGAACUUUUUUUUGUUUUUUAAAAACAUUAUGCAAAUCUGUCUUGUCUUUAGUGAACUCUGUUGCUAAAUGGCUGCAUUUGUCUGCAAUUUUUUUGAUUUUCCAUAUCUUUGUCACUCAUCGUGUUUGUGAAUAAGCCUGAUAAAAUGUUUCCUAUAAAUGGUUUGUACUAGUACAUUCGUGUUAAAUCAGAACAGAAAUUUAAACAUAUAUACGUGAGUAUGUACAUUCGGCAUCAUCAGCUUGUUUAGAACUGAUGGCCUUACUCUACAAUCUUGUUUUACCCCAAAUUAAGCUCUUGGGUUUGAAAGCUAAAAGGAGCACUUUUUGUAGACUAGCAGCUUCCCUCUCCUCUUCCUUGACUGUACGGUGUUGACCUAUCUUUACAAAUUACACUGAAUGUUAAUUAGUAACAUUAGUGUCAAGUAAUAACAUGCUUCUACCUGUUUCCCGUGAGCCUUCGGAGGGCAGGUUUUUAUGCCUGGUAUUUAUGAUGCGGUAGUAAGUGGUGGGCAGUAACUGACAGUAUUGUGGUGCUUGCUGUACAUGUCUGAUCUUUUGAAACAGAUUUUUAGCAAGCAUUUUCUAGAGGUAAAACUAGGUUCUUAUCCUAAUUUUAUUCCCUAGGGCAAGAUAGGCAGGGAUAGUGUCCUUGAAUCUAUUCCCAGAUCUUUGGUGUUUCUACACUUUAAGGCCACUUAGUGCAAUUUAGGAAUCAUUGGCCUCUCUUCCCUUAGCCACAUUCAAAAUUAACUUCUAAAACCUCAGGAACAGUAGGAAGAAUCGAAACCCUCACUAUGGCAGCACAAUUGGCUGUAGUAUCUAUUAGGGGACAACCAAAUCAAGUAUUCCUGGUGGUCUUGUGCACUUUAAUUUCUGUUCUAGUGAGACUUAAGAGGAUGAGGAAGAGAUCUACUUAUUAACACUUAGGGCAGGAAUAUCUGCAUUAUUCCGUUUGUUUUCUUACUAUUUUACCUCUGCAAACAUUUUUCUGUGCAGAUCACUACUUCACAGUUGCCAAAUGUUAAAAUAUUUGACUUCUGAAAUUCGUUAUCAGCAAAGUUAUGUACGUUGUUCUAUUUCUAAUUAACCUUAGCAAAUGUACAUAAUGUCAUAAUCCAAUAGUAUUUGACAGUACUUAUGUAUACAAUGUUUCAUAAGCAUUUUUAAUAAGAUUUGUAUUUUUAAAUUUAGUAUAUAAUAAAAAGAUGUGUUUGAGUGUC
Diceros bicornis minor is the source of this 2608-nucleotide messenger RNA. RefSeq names its product BRMS1 like transcriptional repressor (gene BRMS1L). Lineage: Eukaryota; Metazoa; Chordata; Mammalia; Perissodactyla; Rhinocerotidae. Gene Ontology annotation, biological process: negative regulation of transcription by RNA polymerase II. The record is from RefSeq and is a predicted model, not a curated record. Gene Ontology annotation, molecular function: histone deacetylase binding. The coding region runs from base 79 to 1131 and encodes 350 amino acids. The transcript is spliced from 11 exons. Gene Ontology annotation, cellular component: Sin3-type complex.